Bipolaris sorokiniana ND90Pr is the source of this 521-nucleotide messenger RNA. RefSeq lists its product as uncharacterized. The transcript has a single exon. The record is from RefSeq and is a predicted model, not a curated record. Bases 140 to 508 code for a protein of 122 amino acids. Lineage: Eukaryota; Fungi; Ascomycota; Dothideomycetes; Pleosporales; Pleosporaceae.
GCCGAGCGGGUGACGUAGGGCGUAGGCGACGUUGUGAGAUGGGGGGAAGGCCGGGCCGGAGGGGUACUGCGCUGUAUAUGUCGUGAUAGAUUGUGUGUUGCGAAGAGGGGUGGAUGGCUGUCGGUGUCUAGUGUAGCGUAUGUAUGUACAUAUAUAUAUAUGUACGGAUGUAUGUAAUGUAAGGUGCGGAUUACUACUACUACAACUACUAUGUAGCGUGCAUUCUAUUGCAGCAAGGGCGAGACAGACAAUUAUUGGGCCACCGACGGACGCGGCACGGCAGCAUAAUAUACUCUGGCUCAGCAACGAGCAACGCGCCUCUCUGCUCGCCGUGCCUCUACCUGUCGCGUCGCAUCAGGACGAGGCAGUCUGCAAGCCGCAAGCCCACCGUCCAACCCUGGCGAUGCGGACACCAUCCGGCUUGCAAGCGGCCUCGUCUGGUCACUCGCAAGCCGUCGUGUCUCAGCUACCCGGUCCUGCCAGCCCUGGUAGAGGACGCGCGAUGUGACUCACUAGCAGGC